Molecule: messenger RNA, 3915 nt
Organism: Protopterus annectens (West African lungfish)
Lineage: Eukaryota; Metazoa; Chordata; Ceratodontiformes; Protopteridae
Gene: MMS22L
Product: MMS22 like, DNA repair protein
Biological process (GO): double-strand break repair via homologous recombination; replication fork processing
Cellular component (GO): nuclear replication fork
Source: RefSeq, a predicted model, not a curated record
UGGAUUUAUUUAUGGUGGUUCGUGUCACUUGCAGGGACCGGGGUUUGGAUUUAUUUAUGGUGGUUCCUGUCACUUGCAGGGAAGGACAGCAGGUCCAUAUUAGGACCAUGGAUGAUGACUUCAGUGGUUCUCUUACACCUCCUAUCUCUCCGUACAUAUCUCAACCAGUCGAGACCGACAUUGGAUGUAUGAGGCCUCCAUGUUUCACAUGCACCACAGAUAUACGCGAUGCUGAGAAGCCUUUUUCAAUUGACUCUUAUCUUGCAAGUGGAUCUCUGAAGCGACUUUUUUUGCGACUUGAUCCUUCCCCAGUGGAUUAUGAAUCAGAAACAGUGGAACUUUUUGGCUUCCAGUGGGUGACUGAAACUGCAUUGGUUGAAUCAACACGUCUUCUGUUUGGAUUUCUCAGGCAGUUAAUUCACAAAUUAGAAUCCAUGGUGAAGGCAAGCUCCUCCUUUGACUUUGGUCACGCUGCUAAUAAGCAUAUGGAAGCAGAAGAUAUUAGGAAGCAGUGCACUGCCUUCUUGCAGUAUGUAAAGGUGUUUGUUUACAGGUAUCUGGAACCUCCCAGAAUGGUGAGAGAUGAGCAGUCAGUUCACCCGUAUGAAGAGCUGGAGGCCCAGUUGCCUUCAACAAUUGUGCAAGAGCUUCACACUCUGACUUUGUACCUGGGACACCUGAGUGAACUCCCCAGCAAUAUCCUUAAUGCACUGACCACUGAAACUCAAGGAAAAAUUCUUCCCCCAGCCUGGCAUCUGCUGCAUCUUUAUCUAGAUGUUCAUUGGUCAAUCUUAGAAAUUCUGCAUCUACUGGGAGACAAAAUGACAGGUCAAAUUGUUUAUGCCCACCAGUUUAUGAAUCUGACUGGAGAAAACAUCACCAAUGUCAGCCUGUUUGAAAGCCAUUGCACCAACCUGAUAUGGGAUCUCAUAAAUUUAGCAAUUCAGAAGUAUGGAAAGGUAAGACCAUCCGAAGCUUUGACAUCAUCCCCUUUUCACUGUACUUGCAUCAAGGAAUUGUGGGUCCUGCUCAUUCAGAUACUGGAUCAGAGGAACAGGAUGUCUUAUACUGAACUGUUCUGGAGCUGGAUCAGUAAACUGCUGAAGUUUGUAGUUGUCAGUUCUACCGAGACAGAUGGAAUACAACUCUGUAAUAUCUCCCACUGUAAGGAACCAUUGGGCUUUAGCUGGUGGAUUAUAACUCAUAUAGCAAUGCUGUACAAGUUUGGGCGCAAUGGAACCAUAGAGGAAGAGUCUGUCAUUUUGGAAGAACAGCUAAGAAUGCACGUGCACUGCUGUCUGGCUCUGUCUGAUUUGUGGAAUUCUAACCUGACAACCGUCACCCAGCUUUGGGAAUAUUACAGCAAGCACCUGAAUAGCUCUUUUAAUAUUCCAUGGCUGGGUUUAAAGGGCUUAAUGGCUAUUAGAAAAACACCAUUCUCGAUGCUAGAGCUGGUAAAGAACUGCUGCAGCAAUGAACAGUACCUCGACUUGUACAACACAGGCACAAGCUUUCAGAUUUUCCUACAUAUUUUGGCUCUGCAGAUAAAGAAAGCAAAAGGGACCCAUGGAGCUCACCCCUGGAAACAGAUAAAAGGAAGGGUAUACUCCAAGUUCCAUCAACGGAAAAUGCAGGAGCUGACAGAAACAGGACUUCAGAACUUCUUAAAUCUGUUUCUUGUCUUGGCAGAUGUUGCUGAGAUAGAAGAUGUUGUCAGUCGUGUCUCUGAACUUUUAAAUCUGCUGAGUCCUUCAGCCAUCUCCCCUGAUCAGAAAUCUCUGAUAUGGCGGGGGUAUUUUGCUUUUCUUCUUAUGUAUGUAGAAAAGAACCUAGAUAUUGGUGUUCUUGCUGAAAACCUGUCUAAAGAAUUCCAGGAAAUAGCCAAGGAGUUCUUGGUUACAAAGAAUGACUUGUCGCGCAAGGUUACACUUUGGAAAUUACUCUCUGUGUACAUUGAUGGAGUCCAGGAAGUAUUUGAAACAAGCUGCUACCUUCAUCUUUCUGAGGAAAAGCUGUUAAAUGAUGGCUUCAGUUUGUUGUUACCUGCAUGCCGAGAAUCAGAACUUAACUUUGUGUUGAGUUUUCUGCAGACUGUUUUGGCUAGGUUACGGAAUGUACACAAGCGUUCAACUAUCUCUCCUUUUCAAGGACAUAACAUUACUGUUCAGACGUCUCCAUCUCUAUUUCUUACAAAAGAGCGCCACCUAGCGAUCGCCAGUGCCCUCUGGAAAAAUUUCUUUGUGCACCUGAAGCGCUUAAGAUUGGCACAGACCCCUCCUCCUCCCCAGCUUGCUGAUACUGCUGCAGGUUUUACAUUGCUGGCCCUCGAUGUGCCCAGUACAGCAUCAUUGGACCUUCAGCCACAGCCCGUUCUGUCAAUGUUGCAGCUCUUUGGUUGGGAUGAUAUGGUUCACCCUGCUUUAGUAUCAAGAUUUCUCAGCCAUCUUAUUCAACACAGUCCUUUGGUUGAGGCUGUUUCUACAGUGGGAAGUACUUCUUAUCAGGCUUGCUGUGUACGUUCUUGGCUUCGUUGUGUUUUGCAGAUGCAUAUCAGUCAAACCACUGGUUCGUCGGAAAAUGCAGAUGUAGGCCGAAUGUCUGCAGGAAGAGUGAACACGGAGCAGCUGGUGGAACUGACUCGACUGAUAUUUAAAUUCCCAGAGGUGGAACAAAUUCUUCUUAAAGCCCAGCAUGAUACUGCAUCUCUCAAGCAAGAUCCCAAGGGUGCCCUUUUUCAGUUUCUCAAGACCUUUGGAAUGGCUUUCAGUGGCUUACAGACCUUAGCCGAUAAAUCAAGCACGAUAUCUAGGGGACUGGAAUAUAUAGGUGACAUUGUAAAAUAUGUGAAGCCAUACAUGGUAAAUAAGGGUCCUGCAGAAGGUCUGCAGUUGGCAUACCGGACUGUAGGCUGUAUAAUGAAGUACUGGGCACCAAUUCUGGCUACAUCAAAAGCCCAACCACUGCUGCUGCGCAUAAUUGACUGCCUACUGUUACCGAAUUUUGUGUACCAACAAGAUAAAGAGCUGCAUCCAGCUAUGCUCUCUGCUAUGCGCGAGAGCCUCCCAUUGUAUCUGCAGGGCUUGUCAGUUAUCUCCUCAAUGUCUCAUACCCAAAGUUUCUACCUGAAGCAGCAGCUCCAAAAAGUGAUUCUGCAGUAUUUUAUCCGCUUUCUUCCAGCAGCUCCAUCUGGUUCAGGAGUUGUGAAUCACCCAGUUCUAACGGCUGUAUGCGAGCCUGCUAGUGCUGCAUCGCAGCUUAGGAAAACAGUGCUGCAGGUCAUAAAGGAUAAUUGCUUACAGUUCAAAGGUCAUGCUCCUCCACCUCGGCUAGCUUCAGUUUUGGCCUUUCUUUUUGAAGUCUUACGAAAGUCAAACAGUACUGAUGUAGCAACUGAUGCCAUGUUUCUCCUCCCAGCUGUGCUCAAAUGCAUCGUGCUUGUCAAUGAGUCACAAGUGAAAAAAAUCAGCACCGAUAUCCUACAGUACUCGAUAGAGAGCUGCCCGUCAACGGCAGAGGAACCUCAUACUCAGCUUGCUUCAGUAUUAAGCCUCUUUAUACAGGAGUACAUGGGCACAUACAGUCAGCAGGUUUUUAAUGUCUUAGAGAUGGUGAUGGUCCUUAGCCAGCCUCUGGUUGUCAGCUUAAUUCCUGCAGUUACUAAGUCCCUGAAGGAAUCUGAGCACAAGCAAGGCCUUGGUCGAAACUCUGCAAAAAGGGAUGCUUACAAAAGACUACUGUCACAUCUAGGAGAGAAAGGACAACAAGAAAUUUUAGAAUUAAAUGAUGACAGCUGUUAAUUGAAGUUGCACUCUAUUCUCAUUUUUUUACUGUUUUACAUUUUUCCCUACUUCUGAAAAACUGUUGUACAGAUAUUAUUUAAGGAUCACAGUAAAGUAAAGUUGGACUCUUAAUGAA